Populus euphratica (Euphrates poplar) is the source of this 1117-nucleotide messenger RNA. RefSeq lists its product as uncharacterized. Bases 154 to 675 code for a protein of 173 amino acids. The transcript has a single exon. The record is from RefSeq and is a predicted model, not a curated record. NCBI's taxonomy places the organism in Eukaryota, Viridiplantae, Streptophyta, Magnoliopsida, Malpighiales, Salicaceae.
CUCGAAAGACCACGUUAACACAAACAAAAUCAAGUCUCUUUCUCUCUCCUCUCCUCUCAUUUCUCUUCCUCUCUCCGAAAGUUUACUCUUUUCCUCUCUUUGAUCUUCUUGUAAAGAGAUCUUGGCCUUUGGAACUGUUUGUUUCUUGAGAACAUGGGAGCACUUGUUGUCAAUCCUCAAGAUUGCCUGAAAAAUCCCUUACAAUCACAUCCCCCACGCAUGAGGUUCCCACGGAACCCAAACCCUAACAACCACCGCCCAAACAGGGCACAACCCAAUCGGCGCAAGCGGAGUCCCAAUUCAUCCCCGCCUUCACGCGCCGCUGUUCCCAAGGAUAACAAUAGCCUUGUUACGGGACAAGUCAAGAUCCUCAAACGCGGCGAGGAAGUUUUAGUCAAGCCCUCAAAGGUGGAGGCUCCAAAAGGGAGUCCGAUUCCUAAGGCAGUGAAAAAUGGAAAUCUGGGUCUGGGUUCAACAGCCAGGUUGGGUCCGGAUCCUGUGCUGGUUCCAGCUCGCGUCCGGCUCACUGAGUCAAACGGAUUUUAUGCUGGAUCGGCCUUUUUUACAUCGCCGCCUCCAAGCUCUCUUCCUUUACCUGGUUUUUUUAGAAAGAAAAAUGAUCCCGUUGCUGAUGCAGGCAGUGAGCUGAGGAAGCUUUUAGGCCUUAGUCUAUAGCUUGAAUUAGGUUUAUUUGGUGGGUUUGAAGUUGUUGGGUGGGAUUUGAUAGUUGGAGGUUAUGAUGAUAGUGGGGUUUUGAUUUUGAUGUUUUGCUUUCGAUUUUCCCUUAUUUUUUCAAGGGGAGCAGUCGAAUUGCUUGACUUUAAAAUUAUGUCUUGUAUCGUGUGUUGUGUCUAUGUAUAGCUUUAUUAUCUAGUUUGUGUCAGCUGAUUGUUAGAAAUUAGAAUCUCUAAGUAGUUUCUGGGUAAUCAAGGUUACAGUUAGGUUCAUCUUGCUGUGCAAGUGAAUUAUGGUUUAGUUUUAUGGUUUUUAAGUCUGUAAUUGUUCUGUCAGGUAGAUGACUUCUUCUGUCCUCAGUAUUCAGGGGUAUUUUUCAUCCCUUUUUAUGAUGUACUUGAUUAGUUAUCUUAAUAAUAGUUUUUAAAAUUAUUUCUAGUGU